UAGCAGUAAACAGGCAGCUUGAUUCUGUCAGUUUGGGGACUCAACAGUAGUAAUUCUUGGGAGCCACUCUUUGAAGACACCAGUCCACAAAGAACCUUCUACCAAGAUUUUCAGGACCUAAGUGGUGAUGCAAGCCCUAGGAAGGGUUAUGUGUCUUUGCUCUUCAGUGGAUACUACAUGAGGGUCAAGGUAUCUCCAAGAGUGCUCUCUACCAGCAAGAAAAAGAAAUGGGUGAAUCAUGAGUUCUUACAAUUGCUAAUUUUGGGCUUCUGGCGAGGUCCUUUAUAGAACUGAUAUCUUAGUGCCAGUCUCAUUGCUUUCAACCGGUUCCUUGUCUGCACCCAAUUGGGGGAAAAAUGCCUGAAAACGGCACAAUGGUUCUGAAGCCUGAGAGCAUAGUAUAUAUCAUGGUAGAGGUUGUUAUCGGACUUUGCUCCAUCGUAGGCAAUGUGCUGGUCAUCUGGGUGGUAAAACUAAAUCCAAGCCUGCAGAAUACCACCUUCUAUUUCAUUGUCUCUCUGGCUGUGGCUGACAUUGCUGUGGGUGUGCUGGUCAUGCCUCUUGCCAUUGUGGUUAGCUUGGGCCUCACCAUUCACUUCUACAACUGCCUUUUUAUGACCUGUUUGCUGUUGGUCUUUACCCAUGCCUCUAUCAUGUCCUUGCUGGCCAUUGCUGUGGACCGCUACCUGAGGGUCAAACUCACAAUCAGAUACAAGAGAGUGACCACUCAGAGAAGAAUAUGGAUGGCCCUGGGGUUCUGCUGGUUGGUGUCAAUUCUGGUGGGGCUGGUCCCCAUGUUUGGUUGGAAUCAGAGACUGAACCCAGAGUGUUCUGGGAAUUCCAGCUUCCUCCCAUGUCUCUUCCGUUCAGUCAUGAGAAUGGACUACAUGGUUUAUUUCAGCUUUUUCACAUGGAUCCUCAUCCCUUUGGUCAUCAUGUGCGCCAUCUAUGUUGACAUUUUCUAUGUUAUCCGGAACAAACUCAGACAGAACUUCUCUGGCUCAAGAGAGACAGGUGCAUUCUAUGGGAGAGAAUUCAAGACAGCCAAGUCCCUCUUUCUCAUCCUCUUCUUGUUUGCCAUAUCCUGGCUGCCUUUAUCCAUCAUGAACUGUGUUUCUUAUUUCUUCCCUAAUGCUGAGGUACCUCCAACUUUGCUUAGCUUGGGCAUCCUGCUAUCCCAUGCCAACUCAAUGAUGAAUCCCAUUGUGUAUGCUUGCAAAAUUAAAAAGUUCAAGGAAACCUAUCUCCUGAUCCUCAAAUCCUAUAUCCUACACAUACCUUCAUUCAGACGUCUGCAGAGGCCUGGAAGUCCCCAGAGACUGCUCUUCUAUCUUUCUUUUCAGAGAUUUGCUUCUUGGGCAAUGCAUCUCUUCUUAAUGCUUCUGGGUGCUCUUUUUACAGAUGCUAUAGUCAUGGAUAGGAAAUUCAAGGAAGCCUUUGUACAGGAUACGGCUUCUGCCACCUGCAGCUAUGACCCCUACUACAAAGACUAUCCCAAGUAUUGGUGCAAAGGCUAUUAUCGUAACUUCUGCAAUGUCAUUGCUGCCACACCUAACAGCACCAACCGAGUGUCCCUGAAGGACACAGGAAUGCAAUUCAUCAUUACUCUGACAUGCCUUACCAAGGAGGAUACAGGAUGGUACUGGUGUGGCAUACAGAGGGACCAUGCCAGUGACUACAUGGAUUACACAGAAUUGAUUGUGUUUGAUGGUGUGAAAGACACAACAGGCUCACAGGGGAAGGAGAACAGAACCUGUAAGGAGAGUGGUAUUGGCUAUAGUGAAAACUACAACAGAAGAACGUGUCAUCAGCCCAUGCUCCCUUUGAGGCUGUCUAUCCUGUCCAUCUGCAUGCUGGUCAUGGGGAUCGGGGUCAUCACUGUUGCAGUUAUUUUGCUCAGGAGGAAGCGAAGUCAAAAGCAUGUCCGGAAUAAGAUCCUAAUUCGCCUGGGGGAUCACAACUUCCGAUCUUCUCCUAUGAUACCCACGCCCCUGACUUGCUACCAGUAUCUCCUAGGAUCCUGGUCUUUCCUUUUGCCUGGGUUUCAUUUUAAACAUGUAGCAAAGAUGAAUGGCAUAAAUACCUAACAGAUGACACUGUGAAGCCCUUCUUGGGCCAACCGAUGAUGCAAGAAAAGGCUCAUAGGAACAGACAUGCCUGAAGAUUUCUCAAAAUAAUAAAAUCAGAAAUAAAAUAAUGCCAUAGCAGAGACAAAUGAAAA
Molecule: messenger RNA, 2221 nt
Organism: Monodelphis domestica (gray short-tailed opossum)
Lineage: Eukaryota; Metazoa; Chordata; Mammalia; Didelphimorphia; Didelphidae
Source: RefSeq, a predicted model, not a curated record